This is a messenger RNA of Nyctereutes procyonoides (raccoon dog), 1539 nucleotides long. RefSeq names its product HAUS augmin like complex subunit 8 (gene HAUS8). Bases 124 to 1320 code for a protein of 398 amino acids. Gene Ontology annotation, molecular function: microtubule binding. The transcript has 11 exons. Gene Ontology annotation, biological process: centrosome cycle; spindle assembly. The record is from RefSeq and is a predicted model, not a curated record. Lineage: Eukaryota; Metazoa; Chordata; Mammalia; Carnivora; Canidae. Gene Ontology annotation, cellular component: nuclear microtubule; cytoplasm; centrosome.
CCCCCACCCUGGCCCUUCUGGCAGAUGCCGGACAAGGAUCCCCACGGUUAGGAAAGAAGAGAAAUUAAUGCCAAUUAAAACCGCCCAGUGCAAGGCCCUUGCCAAAGCCGGGCCCAACAGACGAUGGAACAACUUCCCAGCUCAGCUGCCCGAGGCCUCCCACUGCUCCUGGAUGCCUUAAGUCUGCAGAUUCCAAGACCAGAAUACACCUCAGGAAGGAAGCCUUCCUCAGGGGGUCCCAGUACUCCCGGUGGUGGCGCUAAGGUGAAAGGAAGAAGACCACAAGGUGGAAGAGUGGUUGAGUCCCGCUACUUGCAGUACGAUAAGAAAACCACCAAAAAGGCUUCUGCAGCAGAUACAUUGAAGACCAUUGGGAAGAUGCCUGAAGGUGGAAGGAAAGUUCACCUGCUCCAGAGGAGUAGAGACAGCAGUGGAGUUGGAAAGGGCGACCUGCAGUCCACAUUGCUGGAAGGGCACGGCACGGCCCCCCCUGACCUGGACCUCUCGGCCAUCAAUGACAAAAGUAUGCUUAGAAAGACUCCGCAAUUAGAAAAAACGAUGUCGAAGAAAACCGAAUCCAUGUCAUUUUCUGCUUCACAGAGAAAGAGCCCAGACCUGUCUGAGGCAAUGGAAAUGAUGGAAUCCCAAACGUUGCUUCUGACUCUACUGACCGUAAAGAUGGAGAAUGGUCUUGCUCUGUUCGAAGAAAAGGCAGAGAGGAAUUUGUUAAUAAUGUGUAAAGAGACGGAGAAGCUACAGAAGAAGGCCCACGAGCUAAAGCGUAAACUCCUUCUCUGUCAGAGGAAGCGGGAACUGGCAGAUGUCCUUGACGCUCAGAUCGAGAUGCUCAGCCCCUACGAGGCUGUGGCCGAACGCUUUAGGGAACAGUACAAGACAUUCGCCAUGGCCCUGGAUACCACAAGGCAUGAGCUUCCUGUAAAAUCAGUCCACCUGGAUGGGAAUGGGCAGCAGUUCUUAGAUGAUUUGCAGCGAGAAUUGACGACCACCUGCCAUCUGCUGGGAGAACUUGGGAUCAGCAGUUUAGAAGAAAACGUGAAAGCCCUGGACCUGCUGAGUGAAAUCAGGGAAAUGACCCAAAAGAAGGAUCUGGAGCUCCGAAGGAGCUUCGCCCAGGUGCUGGAACUCUCUGCUGAGGCCAGUAAAGAGGCGGCUUUAGACAACCAGGAGGUCUGGGAAGAUGCCCAGGGCCUAGAAACCUCCAACCAGUGGUACUUCAAUCAAGAAGGCGCCUGUGGGGAGGCUUCAGAAGAGGUCAGGACCCCGCUUCUGUUAGGCACUGAUGAGCCACACGCAGUAUGAACCAUACACGAGCCAUGGGCUCCCACACGAGUGGGGACCUUCCUGCAAACUGCCCGGAAGGAAACCUGUCCCUUACCACUGGCUCAGGGCAUAAGCGUGCCAGGCAGUGUGUGUGUGAUACCCUUGGAACUCAAGCACUUUAGACACUAGUUUAGCAAUGUAGCUCUUUUUGUAUAAGUGUGUCACUUGAUAGUUAAAAAAUAAAACUUUUGCAUUCAA